AUGGCAGAAGCAGAAGAGAGGAAAUCCCCAGCACACAGGUUGACUUUGCCACCACUCACUGAUGAGGACAAGAAGAAGAAGAAAGGGGAGAAAAACAAGCCAGAGACAUCGUCAUCCCAGGAGAAAUACACAAGUUUUACUGAGAGGAAGUUAGAACUCAGGAAGGCUGAACUAGCUAAAAUGUUGGAAGAGAUCAAAAUGACCACAGAUCUGACCAAUCUGCAGAAAAAUGCCAUCGAGGAGCUGAAGCAGUGCAGCGCCUGCCUGGUAGAGACCAACUGCUGGCUGGUGAAGGGCAUCCAGCACACGGAUGACAGCACUGCCAGGCAAGCCAGGAGCCUGCUGCAGCAGUAUGAAGUGUUUCAGAGGGAGAAGGUGAUAUUGCAGACCUCCAACCAGAACCAGCUGGAUGCAGCAAGGGCAGAGCUCCAGGAAAUGGAGAAAACAAUGGAAAAUAAUCUGGGAAAGCUACAGCAGGAGCUGGAUAAAGUCACAUCAAAGGUCCAAGUUCUCCAGGACGAGCUCAGCGUCCUGCGGCCCUACAUCGACGGGCAGUAUCCAGAAGGAGCUGUCCACAUAGUCCUUCUGCAGAACAACAUCCAGAGCCUGAAGAAGCUGAAGAAGGAGGAGACAGAGAGGACAGAAGAACUGGUGAAGGCUUCCUUGGAGGAAGUGAAAGAGAAGGCGCAGGAGGAACAAAAGACACUACUACAGAAAGUCGUGGAGGAGAUGUUGCUGCACCAGGAUGGCCUGAAGCAGAUGGUGAUAAACAACCAUGCUCUGCGAUGUAACAUACUGAGGCAAAAGAAGGUGAGUGAGGACCUGGAGAAGGAUAUUGGUGAGCUGAAGAGAAGCAUCCACACGCUCCGCCAGAGUGCGAGAGACCCAAGAGAGCUGAUCUUUGCUGACGUUGUUCUCUGCAGACCGAAGUGCACGCCAGACACCGAGGUGGUCCUCAACAUCCCGGCCAAGGGGACGCUGCUCAGCUGA
Messenger RNA from Apaloderma vittatum (bar-tailed trogon), 990 nucleotides. Its product is annotated as chromosome unknown open reading frame, human C20orf96. The record is from RefSeq and is a predicted model, not a curated record. NCBI's taxonomy places the organism in Eukaryota, Metazoa, Chordata, Aves, Trogoniformes, Trogonidae. The transcript has 9 exons. The coding region runs from base 1 to 990 and encodes 329 amino acids.